Dipodomys spectabilis (banner-tailed kangaroo rat) is the source of this 2105-nucleotide messenger RNA. RefSeq names its product sphingomyelin synthase 2 (gene Sgms2). Lineage: Eukaryota; Metazoa; Chordata; Mammalia; Rodentia; Heteromyidae. The coding region runs from base 362 to 1459 and encodes 365 amino acids. Gene Ontology annotation, cellular component: endoplasmic reticulum membrane; Golgi membrane. Gene Ontology annotation, biological process: sphingomyelin biosynthetic process; ceramide biosynthetic process. The record is from RefSeq and is a predicted model, not a curated record. The transcript has 7 exons. Gene Ontology annotation, molecular function: ceramide cholinephosphotransferase activity; sphingomyelin synthase activity.
CCUUCAAUCCCGGAGCGUCGCCAGCCCCCGCCGCCAGCGGACCUGUACCACUCUCCUGAGAGACAAUCUGCAGGACCUGGGAGAGCCAGCUCCUCCUGUAAGGACCAACGUGGGUUUCACUGGGCUGCAUCUGCAAAGGUAAGGCAGCAGCAUCUUCCGUGCGGAAGGAAAAUCCCUUCACGAAAGCCAUUCGCCGCAUGGGAAGAUCAAAUUCAACCGCUGCCGACUGCAUUUGGUAUUAGGAAACAAGAUUCUAAGAGUCCAUGUUCAUCUGGGAAACAGAAGGAUUCAAGAAAGUUAGCUUUCCACAAAGAACGAGAACUUACACCAUCUCCUUUUUGAUCUGAACACUUGGGGAACCAUGGAUAUCAUAGAAACAGCAAAACUUGAAGAACAUUUGGAAAAUCAGACCAGUGAUCCCACAAACACUUACACAAGACCCGCAGAGCCUGUGGAAGAAGAAAAUAAAAAUGGGAACAAUAAACCUAAAACCUUAUCCAAUGGCUUGCGAAAGGGCACCAAAAAGUACCCGGAUUAUAUCCAAAUUGCUAUGCCCACAGACUCGAGGAACAAGUUUCCCCUAGAAUGGUGGAAAACGGGUAUUGCUUUUGUGUAUGCACUCUUCAACCUGGUUUUGACAACCGUCAUGAUCACAGUCGUGCAUGAAAGGGUCCCUCCCAAGGAGCUCAGCCCUCCACUUCCAGACAAAUUUUUUGAUUACAUUGAUCGGGUGAAAUGGGCAUUUUCUGUAUCAGAAAUAAAUGGGAUUAUAUUAGUUGGCUUGUGGGUCACCCAGUGGCUAUUCCUGAGAUACAAGUCAAUAGUGGGACGCAGAUUCUUUUUUAUCAUUGGAACUUUAUACCUGUAUCGCUGCAUUACAAUGUAUGUUACCACACUCCCAGUGCCAGGAAUGCAUUUCCAGUGUGCUCCAAAGCUCAACGGAGACUCUCAGGCAAAAAUACAACGGAUACUCCGGUUGAUUUCCGGUGGUGGCCUGUCCAUCACUGGAUCACACAUCCUGUGUGGAGACUUCCUCUUCAGCGGUCACACGGUCAUGCUGACGCUCACUUAUCUGUUCAUCAAAGAAUAUUCGCCUCGUCACUUCUGGUGGUACCACUUGAUCUGCUGGCUGCUGAGCGCUGCUGGGAUUAUCUGUAUUCUCGUGGCGCACGAACACUAUACUGUUGAUGUGAUCGUUGCUUAUUAUAUCACCACGCGCCUGUUUUGGUGGUACCAUUCAAUGGCCAAUGAGAAGAACUUGAAGAUCUCUUCACAGACUAAUUUUUUGUCUCGAGCUUGGUGGUUCCCCAUUUUCUAUUUUUUUGAGAAAAACGUCCAAGGCUCAAUUCCCUGCUGCUUCUCCUGGCCACUCUCCUGGCCUCCUGGCUGCUUCAAGUCAUCCUGCAAAAAGUAUUCCCGGGUGCAGAAGAUCGGUGAGGACAAUGAGAAGUCUACCUGAGGAGCCAGAGAGACGCACCAGCUCUUACACCAAAAGAGUUUCACGCUGUAACCAAAGGUAUAGCUUUGUUGUUUAUUUCAGGAGAACUGACUGGUAAAUGAAGAAGUGGACCAAAUUUUGUGUGAAUGCUUGGAAAGAUGAACGAAGUAUUACCUUUUGACUGGUUUUUUUUAAAACAAAAAUUCAUCCUGAGAAAGAUAUAUUUUCUUGCAGCUCCUCAUUCAUGGGUAACAAGCCCCCACAAUGGGAUUUUAAAGAGGUGCCAAAGAACCUAUUAUUCCUCUCCUCAUUCUUUCUCUACUAAAGUCUUCUAUCUACUUCAGCCAUUGUUUUUUUCAGGAUUGUUUUCUUUCAAGGUCAGAAGAAUUUGUUAAUGUUUUCAAUAAAAUAUCUGGAUAUAUACAGCCGUGUGUAAAAUACAGUAACCUAAUGUCGAGAAGAGUUUUUGAACUUGAAGCUCUGUGAGGAGAAAUCCAUGGCUAGGAAAGUUCAAGUGCACUUUGUUGGACUCUGUCACAGCGUAGGCCAGAGUGGUGUCUGUGUCUGCCCUCUGCUGGUACCACCCAAUGUACUACGUAUCACUUUUACUUUUUUUUUUUUUUAACUGAUGUAAUCUUUUUUCAAAAAGAAAGAUGAUCCAAGGAAA